GGUCACGGGUCUUGUCCCGCGCACAAGAGCAAGCGGGAGGCGUUCAACCACGAAAAAAAUCAUAAUAUUCGACUACUCCCUAUUUGAAAUGGUAAUUCAGGGCUUAAAAUAAUAUACUACCUGAUCUGCCAUGGCGAACGCUGUGAUUCUACAAAACUGCUUUCAGAUUUUCCCCAAGAAGGCAUUUUACGAAGUACGUUUGACUCGAGACAGUUUGAUUUACGAAGAGACAUCCUUCCGCGGUUGUUGUCAAGGAUCGACACAAAAACACAGUGUCAUAAAACUACGCGAUGUUUAUGGAGUAAAACUCUUUAAAAGUCGAGAACCUGCCGACGACUCAGCUUAUUUCCAUGUAUUCUCUUGCCCUUUGCGAAAGGAUAGACGGGAAUGCGAGAAAUUGCCAUUCAAAGUUAGCGGAUGGGAGAAUUCUAUUGCGAAUGUCAAGCUGGCCGAGAAAUGGGUUCGCACGAUAUCUUGGCUUGUAAAAUGCCCAUCAAUGGAUCUAGAAUCAAUUCAAGCUAAAAAGAAUCUCCCACCAAGCCGUAAAAUGUUAGUGUUUGUCAACCCAUUCAGUGGGAAAGGAAAGAGUCUCAAGAUUUUCAGAAAUAAAGUUGCUCCGAUGUUUGAGAAUGCUGAUAUUGAUUACAAGCUAGUCAUUACCGAGUACGCCGGUCAUGCAAAGGCUUAUGCAUCACAGCUGUGUAUUCCUGAGUGGGAUGGGGUGGUCAUCUGCUCAGGGGAUGGACUGGUGUUUGAGGUUCUUAAUGGUUUCAUGAAUCGUCAAGAUUGGGAGGUGGCCAUCAAGAUGCCAAUAGGUGUAAUCCCUACAGGUUCUGGUAAUGCUCUCUGUUUCUCAUCACUCCAUGCUUCAGGUGAGCCAAUGGAAGUGGUAUGUGCAAUAUAUGCUGUCAUCCGCGGCAACAUUCAUGAGAUGGACAUUGCAUCAAUUGUCACCCCUACUAGCCGAUUCUACUCAUUCCUAUCUAUGACAUGGGGCAUCAUGUCGGAUGUAGACAUUGAAUCUGAGAAAUACAGAUACCUGGGCAAUGCACGCUUUACUGUCGGUGCUGUGGUCAGAAUCCUGAACUUACGGCUUUACCAGGGAAGAAUCUCCUACCUUCCAUAUGAGGAGGACGGCCAGUUUACAAGGUCUUCUGGUUUUGAUAUGCCUGACUUGAAACCUGCACCUUCAGAUGGAAUACUAUUUCAAAGUCCUAGAGAUGCCGAUGCAGAGUCUUUUAAGAGUCCAUCAGGAUCAUUUUACUCAAUGCCAGGGAGUCCAACUGAAGAGAGACUUCCUGGAAUGAUGGGUAGUGGCUGCGUUAAUCCAGGUAUAGACAGGGAGCAACCAUCAGUUAAUUCAAUUGCUGAAAACAUUUUUCAAGAACCUGAGAAUUCUGGAAAUCUAGUCUCUACUUCAAAUAAAAAUGCUGAACUGGUUGUACCAGGGAAUCAAUUUGGACCUGAGCUUAACCUUCUUCCUGCUCUUGAGGAAAACCUUCCAUCUUCCUGGAAAAGUGUGGAGGGGAAAUUCAUUUUAUGUUCAUCUGUUAUGAUGUCACACCUUGGCCCAGACAUUUGUGCAGCCCCACAAUCCAAGUUCGGGGAUGGUAUUUUAUAUGUUGCAUACGCAGAAGCAGGUAUUUCCAAAAUGCAGCUCUUGGACAUGUUCAUGAAAAUGGAGGAUGGUUCCCACAUAGAUUGUGAGGAGAUUGUUUGUGUCAGGGCGUGUGCAUUCCGCUUGGAACCGGACUUGACACAGUUGGGAACUAUAGCUAUAGAUGGUGAACUAAUUCCAUACUCUGCCGUGCAGGGACAGGUCCAUCGAGGCUUAGGCAGAGUUAUGUGCGUUUAGUGCACUCUUGGCCAUCCCCAUCCUACCCAAGAGGGGGAGGAUAGUAUGUACACAUAGUAUAUACCAUGGCCUACCCCUGAACCCACUUUGCGGGAGGGUGAUCUUUGUGAAUUCUACUCUUGGCCAACCCAAUUGCUCCUUCCCUCAAGGAACCCUGUUUGCAACUUAUGGUUCUUAACCAGAUUUGUCAUUUUAUUUUUAUCUUUUUUUUUAAUGAUUGUCUAAAGACAAGAUGACAUAGUGUUGGAACAUUAUUAUAUCUUAUCUUAAAUCUUAAACAAUGGCUCAGCUUAGUUUAUGCUGAUAAGUUGUGGGGGGGGGGGGUGGGGUAAAGAUUAGAUAGAUAGGAAAUAUGUUAUAUGUAAUUAUGUAAUUAAUGGCAAUACAAUCAAAUAUCCGGCUGGGAAUAUGCAUCUAAAACUAAUUUUACUGUAAUUACAAGCCCACAAGCCACAAUCCCACAGCCUCAUUCUGAUUCUUACAUUCACAUUUUGUUGUGUUGAUAACUUAUUUAUGUACUGCAGUGUCAAGGGAAUAUAUGUUAUGAAAAUAAAUGACUGUACAAUAACUUCAGAGGGUCACAACUACUAAAAGAUGAUGACCUAUUUCAAAGCACCCUGAAAAGUGUUUGUGUUGAGGGAGAGAGGGUGAGGUCUUUCAAACUUAUCUCUUAGCUACAAUCGGCGAAUUAAAUGGUUGAUAAAAUGAUUUCUUAAUUCGUUAUAUACUCAAUAUGCUAUUUUUUUUUCAAAUUAAAACACAAAAAUUCCCCCCUUCUCCACUAUUCAAUGUUGAGGACUUAGGUCGCAAGUGUCAGACUACAACAUUGAAAGGGGGGAAGGGGUUCCUAGGAAAGGGGGGGUGGGGUACAAAGGAUAGAAAGCGUUUUCCACUGAAAAAAAUAUCAACAUUUAAUUCGCCGAUUCUAUAAUAGUAUGCUUCAUAAAGGCCAAAUAGAUGUAGUAAGGGUGCUAAUUUAAUUUUUCCCAUAUUGAUGUUUAACAAUAAAUCCUUAAAGAAAACCCGGACUACACUUUAACAAAUAUUGAGUUCAUGGGAUAACUUUUUAUUUAUUUAAAAUCGUUCAAAACAUAAUAUAUGCUUAUCUUAAAGUGAUUGUAAAAUGCUAUACAUCUUUAUCACGCUAAAAUUGCAUAAAAAUGUAUUAAGUUUGUCAUGAAAUAGACAAUAGAACUAAGCUUAUGGUUCACGUUUUUGGACCUCAAAAAAUACGGGAAAAAGUUAUAGCAAAAUGAUUUGCUUAGGCCAUUAACUAAAAUAAUAUAAGAAAUAAAGGGAAUUUGACUGAA
Molecule: messenger RNA, 3165 nt
Organism: Nematostella vectensis (starlet sea anemone)
Lineage: Eukaryota; Metazoa; Cnidaria; Anthozoa; Actiniaria; Edwardsiidae
Product: sphingosine kinase 1
Exons: 5
Coding region: 131-1855 (574 amino acids)
Biological process (GO): sphingosine biosynthetic process
Cellular component (GO): cytoplasm; membrane; intracellular membrane-bounded organelle
Source: RefSeq, a predicted model, not a curated record